AUUUUUACUGAUCUAACAGCUCUUCCUACUAAGGCGUUUGUAUUUAAAAAGUGUUCUUUUAAUGAGUCGCGAAUUGUUAUUAUCUCUUGUCACUACAAUGUCCGAGGUCAGUCGUAACUGGCGUAGUGUAGUAAGCACAAGUCUAACUGGUUCUAAACAUGGAGUGGUUCACAACAGAUAACGGGGAAUACAGAAUAGAGUCGCUCUCAACGAGUUCGUUCCACGGUGCAUUAAAUGUCAUCCGAGAAUCAUUCUGUCAAGACGAGUACGUAAGUAUUGGAUGUGGGAUCAAUAAAAAUCCUCAAGCGACGGAAGAACUGCUGGAGUUAUGCGCGGACGCAGCAUUGGAUGGUGUGUCCCUGGUCGCUGUUACCACAGACACAAAUGAAGUUGUUGCUGUAGCCUUCAAUAAAAUACAGGUCCAGAUAUCGAGUGCCUCUGAGAGAUCGUUCUUCGAAAUAUUUGCUGAAGAACGCUGCAAAGAGGACGCGUCUCGAUCGCUCAUACACUUCAUGGCGAACGUUGAUAGCAGAUGCAACCUGUUUGAAAAAUACGGAGUCGACUGCAGUCUUGAAAUAAUGUUUCUAGCCACACUCAGGGAGCACAGACACAAACAUCUAGCAACACAUCUCUGCAGAAUAUCGAUUGAACUCGCAAAGAAAAUCCGCCACGGUCCCCUAGCGCCCCUUUCGGUCGAGGAUCUUGGACCAAAUUAUUCAAUGUUACUCCCUCGAAAACCUAUCACAACCUAUCCAAAGAUUUGCCAAGCAAUUUGGACAUCGGAGGGCUCACAAAAAGUUGGCAAAGCUUUGAAAUUCACUGUCCACUUGACAGUACCUCUCUCGGAAUUUGUAUUCGAUGGAAAUACUUACUCGGAGCGAAUAGGAAAUGAAUCCGCAUUCUGUGAAGUAGCGGCAAUCGCUCUGUAAUGAGUUUUAAAACUAUAAAGGAGUCUUUAAGAAGUACCAUCAAUUGAAAUCUGUUUAUUUUGCGGAUAUGGAACGAUUUUUCUCAUUGUAACUAUCAUUGAUGCUUAGGUAAAGAAGAUUCAUUUGAAAAAGGUGUUUAAGUAGACAUUGUAGCCGGAUCGAAAACAACAUCUAUUUAAACCCGAUGGUAUUACAAUUUUUGGCGACAUAUAUCAAUUAGAAUCAAGUAAAAAUAUAUUGUAGAUAUUAUUUAGUUACUUUAAUAUAUUUAUUAUAUUUUUUAUAUAGGAGAAUGUCAUCAACGUUAUCUAGUGAUAAAUAUAGUCCCAAUUUUACACAGAAUAAAUAAAGUAAGAAUAGAAA
Molecule: messenger RNA, 1292 nt
Organism: Pieris napi
Lineage: Eukaryota; Metazoa; Arthropoda; Insecta; Lepidoptera; Pieridae
Exons: 5
Coding region: 159-929 (256 amino acids)
Molecular function (GO): N-acetyltransferase activity
Source: RefSeq, a predicted model, not a curated record